Molecule: messenger RNA, 768 nt
Organism: Agrilus planipennis (emerald ash borer)
Lineage: Eukaryota; Metazoa; Arthropoda; Insecta; Coleoptera; Buprestidae
Product: alpha-ketoglutarate-dependent dioxygenase alkB homolog 6
Exons: 1
Coding region: 38-703 (221 amino acids)
Source: RefSeq, a predicted model, not a curated record
UUGUGUUGUGAAUAAAUAAAAAUUUAUUUUAUUUAAAAUGAACACACAGUUAGAAAAGCAUAUAAUUAAAAACAUACCUCCCACAGUCUAUUACAUACCAGAUUUUAUUACUCCAGAAGAAGAACAGCAUAUUUUAAAAAAUGUAUACUCUGUACCUAAGCCAAAGUGGACUUCCUUAUCUCACAGAAGGCUUCAAGACUAUGGUGGAGUGCCCCAUAAAAAUGGUAUGAUUGUAGAAGAUAUACCUUCAUGGUUGCAAGUUUAUAUGGAUAAAGUUACUAAUUUAAAUAUCUUUGGAGAUAAAAGCCCCAAUCAUGUAUUAGUUAAUGAAUAUUUGUCAAAUCAGGGAAUAAUGCCACACACUGAUGGUCCUUUAUUUCAUUCCAUGGUUACUACAAUAAGCUGUGGUUCACAUACCAUGUUAGAAAUUCUAGAAAAUAAUGAUAAAAGAGAAAAAGUCUGUGAUAUUCUUUUAGAAAAUAGAAGUUUAGUUAUAUUUACUGAUAAAAUUUACAUAAAAUAUUUACACGGAAUCAGGGAAAUGGAAAGAGAUGAGAUAACAGGAGAAAUAGUUAAUUUAGAUUUAUGUAAAGAGAAGUAUGAAAUUGGUCAGGUAUUAGAAAGGCAGACAAGGGUAUCCUUAACAAUAAGACAUGUACCAAAAGUGCUUAAAAUAAAACUCUGUAAUCUACAGAAGAGAUAAAGUGUUCAAAUUUUCAUUUUACAUUUGUAAUGAUUUGUGCAUGCUUAAUAAAAAAGUGAUGAUUU